ACCGACCGACCGUCUCAACCGAGUGUUCUCCUCUCUCCAGGCCAGUAUCAAGCCGGGAGCCGUCGAGAGGGUUGUUCCACCUGCGUAUAAUCGGCGCUGAUGUUACGCUCUGACCACCAGCUAUCCGACGAUUAACCGUAUCCCGAUUAAACUGUCACCGGGAGCGUUGCUGGUCGACCUUUUAGCCAACACUGGCUACUACAAGCUGAACACCACGGGCUGGACGAGAAAAAUGGGGCGUACGCUGAGCCACGAGAGACGGAUCGAUCGCGAAACAAACGUACGCUGGAUGGACGGCGACGUGCAGUAACGUUUGUCGAGCGGAAAGGAAGGAAAGCUUUGGCCAGCAGAGAGCCGUUCGGGGGUGUCGCGCCAUAGUGGGGUGGAACACGGUGGCUGUUUGUGGAAAACCGAGCGAGACACCGGUCGUUCGAACGUCGUGUGACAGUGCGCGAAACAGAGACACGUCGAAUGGAAUAACGCGAGUUUAACGCGAGGGGUGCGUGGGUGAAAGUGGUGGUCGGUGUCAGCGUCAGCGUGUAUUAGGAGGUCGAGGUCGUGUCACGUAGCAGAGACACAUCGACGUUCGGAAGAAUCAGCGAAAUACUGGAGCCACGAGUAAUUGGACGAACACCAUAGGAGGCCUAUCGUGACACGCCGAGAAUCGACCAAGUGGAGAGGAGGAACUCGAGAGGGGUGCUUGAAGAGACGACGACGUCGAGAGGACAGACGGAGAAAGUGUGUCACCGACGUGGUACAUACGAGGCGCCUCGAGGUGCCUUAGGUUAGGUUAGCGUAGCUAGACUCCCUUUGCACGAAGCGACAAAUUUUCAAAUUUUUCCUUCGUAACAAGCCAUUAGAGCAAAAAAUGCGCUUAAAUAAACAAAAAAUUCUAUCAUCGAAGCUUCCAUUGACCCGGUUACUGGAGAAGCGAAUUGAUUAAGCGCGGUCUAGUGUUGUCAAAUUGUGCGUAACGUGAUCGUGAAGUGAUACUCUCCUCGCAAAAGUAUUCGGUCAAUUAAACCGUAUCGAAAGUGUAUGUGAAACCCGGUGGUCAAGUGUGCUCCUAGCGUGUCCAGUGUCAUCGAGCGUCUAUCCAUUUAUUCUAUUUCUUAAUUAACAAAAUAAUAUCCAUAUCCAGCUAAUUUUACUCUCGCUGAUCGGUAUUGCUGAUUUUCGAUUGAUCCGUAUUAGUGAUAAAGAGACAACGAAGAGGAUAGCGGGAUUACACAGGGACGUGUGCAGAGUCACUCUCUCUUUCCACAUUGGUCGGGCACGCUCAUAGUCGAAGGUGAUCGGCGCGUGCGUGCUCACGUGCGAAUGAAGCCGGUACAACGUGGCUAGUGAGUACACAACCAGCGGAGGUACUCGAGUCUGAUAUCCUCGCGAACAGCCCGAAAAACAGCCUUUCUUCUGGUGAUGUGACGAACAAUAAAAAAGGCCGAUUAACCGUUGAAGCGACGCCGCUGAAAAUCGCGAUCGUUUAGCUACGAACAGGAAGCAUGCAUCCCUCGCAGGUGUCCAGCAACGUGGGCGCGCUGUUGCCUUUGCUGGUGGUAUUGGUUGGCCAGGUAGCCUUGUCCUUCGUCUUGGAAGGUUCGUCCACCAGCUAUGCUCAGUUCCGCAAAUGGAACGCAGGUCUGAACGGCACGCUGGAGUUCGAGUUCAAGACCGAACAGGGCAACGGUUUGCUUCUCUACACCGACGACGGCGGUACAUACGAUUUCUUCGAGGUGAAACUUGUCGAGAGUGCGCUGAGGCUGAGGUAUAACCUUGGCGGCGGCGCCCAGAUCGUCACCGUCGGCCACGAUCUAGGCGACGGCCACUGGCACAAGGUGCAGAUCACCAGGUUCAACGAGAACACCACGCUGACGGUAGACGGUGUCAGCGCAGUCUCAACGUCGCGAGGCAAGGAAUUCGAGUUCGGCAAACUGACGGGCAAUUCCGAUGUUUACGUGGGCGGUAUGCCCAGCUGGUACAAUAGCAAGCUCACGUUGCUCGCCUUGCCGAGCGUGAUUUUUGAGCCAAGGUUCAACGGUUUCAUCAGGAACCUCGUGUACGCCGAUGGCGAGAGUACCGUGCCUAAGAGACAAGAGAUGAAGAGUCGGGAUGCCAAGUGUGGUGGAUUUCCAUGCGUCGAGAAUGUUAAGCGCAAAUCGCCGAGGAGUUUACGCAACAUGAUGACAGCCAAUACGACUGAUGCUUGUGAAACACGUGAUCCUUGCCAACACGGUGGUAUCUGUAUUUCCACCGAUAGUGGACCCAUCUGUGAGUGCCGGUCCGGCGAUUAUGAGGGUGCCUAUUGUGAGAAAGAAGCAUGGAGCACGGUGCUACCUACGGCUGGUGCUGCUGAAUACUGGGCAUGGGAGUACAAUAAAGCUCCUUCUGAAGCAUCUUUCAAAGGAACAGAAUACUUGACGAUAGACUUGAGCAAAGGUGAACCUGUUCUGAGCACCCAGGAAUCUAUCAGUUUGCAAUUUAAAACUAGACAGCCUAAAGGACUUCUGUUUUAUUCCGGCAAUCUAUGCAGUCGUACUUCCUGUCCAAAUGGUGAGGGGGAUGAUUAUCUCACCGUGUCCCUGAGAGAUGGUGGAGCAGCAGUUGGGAUGACUCUAGCCAAAGGAAGAUUAGAUCUCCAUAUAAAGCCAGCCAGAGUUCGCUUCGAUGAUAAUCAGUGGCACAAAAUCAUCAUACACCGGAAGGUUCAAGAGAUCUCUUCCAUCACCAGCUUCUGCAGGUUGUCCGCCAUUGUCGAUGGGAUUUACGCGGAACACGGACACACUGCGGGCUCGUUCACGCAUUUGGCGAGCGAUCGGCUGCUGGUGGGUGGAGGUGCCGAAGCCAGAUCCCUACAGGGCGCCAAAGGGAUCACCAACUUCGUUGGAUGCCUGAGGAAGGUCGAAUUCAUCGCAGAGGGGGUGAAAAUGGAGCUGAUCGAGGCAGCCAGGAGCGGAGCCGCCGGAGCUGCCGCCUGGGGCAACAUGGAUUUCCACUGUCGAGAGCCUAGAGCUUCGGACCCGAUCACCUUCACCACAAGGGACUCUCAUCUGAAGUCUUCGGCGACGAUUAGUGCAAGGCGACUUCACGGCGCUGUGGUCACCUUCACCAGCCCAGAGUCCCAUCUGGUCCUGCCACCUUGGAAGGCGGCCAAGUCAGGCAGCAUGUCUUUCAAAAUUCGUACCAACGAACCCAAUGGGCUGAUCAUGUACAGCCGCAGUGGAGCCCACACGAGGCAAGAUUUGUUUGCAUUCGAAAUUUUCGGCGGUCAUUUGUAUCUGCAUGCUGACCUCGGAAGCGGACCUGUCAAGGUAAAGGCAUCAAAACAACGGAUCGAUGACGGCACGUGGCACGAUGUAGCACUUCGACGAGUCGAAAGAGACGGGCGUGUUACCGUCGAUAACUGGACAGUGGAGUUUCGUACACCAGGAGAUUCCACCCAGUUAGAUCUCGAUGGAUUGAUGUACAUCGGUGGUGUAGGUGCUCCAUUUGCACCCUUAACAGUUCCUCCAGUGUUGUGGACAGGCACCUUGAGACAGGGUUACGUCGGUUGCAUGAGAGAACUUGUCAUAAACGGACAACAAAUCGAUAUUGCUGGAUAUGCUCAACAACAAGACUCCGGCGCUGUCAGGCCAGCUUGUCAUUCUCAACCACCGCACUGUUCUUCGCAACCCUGCAUGCAUGGUGGUCAUUGUCUCGAGGGAUGGAACAGGUUUCACUGCGAUUGUACUGGAACACCAUUUACAGGUCCUACGUGUGGAAAAGAUGCAUCAACAUUGCAUCUAAACGGGACACAGCAAAUGACGGCCCUAAUGCCGGAGGAUUCGAAGACUCAAGCUGAAGAAGUGGUGGUUCGUUUCAAAACGACCCGACCACGUGGACUGCUUUUAUCGACUAGCUUGGAGAAUAGCCCAGAUCGACUGCAAAUCUAUCUGGAAGAAGGUAAAGCGAAAUUGCUGAUCCACGUCGGUGACAAGGAAAAGGUGCUGGUUGCUGGACAAGGGUUGAACGAUGAUAUGUGGCACACCCUGAGGUUUUCUAGGAGAGCGGGGUCUCUGAAGUUUCAAAUCGACGACGAGCCUUCUGUACGAUCUGAAACGCAGCUUAGCAAUCAAAGUAUCCUGGAAUUUCGUACUCUUCACGUGGGUGGCUAUUUACAUGCUGGAGAAGAGAUACCCCAUUUCGUUGGCCAACUACAGCAAAUUUGGUUCAAUGGGUACCCCUAUCUGGAAAUAGCAAGGAGCUCCGGGAAUCACCAAGCUUCUCAUCAAGGUGUCACACCUAUCAUCAGAGUAACAGGGAAGUUUGGUAAAAGGAACCAUCCAGUACAUUAUCCGGUGACUUUCACGUCGAAACACACGUUUGUUGGAUUACCUGUGUUGAAAGCGUAUGUGGAAACAAACAUCUACUUCCAGUUUAAAACACGCGAAGCAAACGGCUUGAUUCUCUUCAACGCUGGUCGAGAACGUGACUUCAUCGCCGUAGAAUUGGUGAACGGCCACGUCCACUAUGUAUUCGACCUGGGUGAUGGUCCUGUCAGGGUCAGGGACAGUUCGAGAUCCCGAUUGAACGAUGGAAAAUGGCAUGCUGUCAGUAUAGGAAGGCCAGCGCCUAAGAGACACACGCUCGCUGUUGAUGACCACGUCACUGUUGUGAACAGUCAAGGCAGUAAUGAGAAUCUUGAUCUCGAUGGAAUCUUGUGUAUUGGGGGUGUGGAGAAAUCACAAUAUGGCCAUCUACCAAAACAAAUACUCAGCAGACACGGUUUCGAAGGUUGUCUCGCCUCGCUGGAUCUCAGCGGCGAAAGCACCAAUCUGAUUUCCGACGCUGUUGUACCAAGUUCCUUAGUGGAAUCUGGAUGUAACAUGUUCACUAACCUUCAUCCUGGAAAGAAAUGUACCCAUGAUUUGUGCUCAAACCAUGGCACAUGUGUGCAACAAUGGAACAGUUACACCUGUGAUUGCGAUAUGACUAGUUUCAUCGGACCAACGUGUAACGAAGAAGCUGUAGCGUAUGAAUUCGGAGCCGGAAGAGGAAUCAUUACGUACACCUUUCCCCCAGAUCGAAGACCGGAAAUGAAAAGGGACACAGUGGCCCUGGGUUUCGUUACAAGUGUCAACGAUGCUGUGCUUCUCAGAAUAGAAUCUGCUUCAAGCGACGAUUAUCUCGAAAUUGAAAUUGUGGAAGGAAACGUGUUCGCCGUUUACAACAUGGGAACGAACGAUCAUCCUAUUGGUGAGGCCGGUGUGAAAGUGAAUGAUAAUCAAUAUCACGUCGUCAGAUUCACUAGAACAGGGGCAAACAGCACUCUACAGGUUGAUGAUUACAAUCUGCAGUCCAAUCAUCCGUCCGGUCGUCAGUUGACGGUGUUCAAUUACCAAUCGACCAUUCAAGUCGGUGGUCGAUGGAAUCGCAACAAAGGAAGAGUGGAGAGGCCAUUUUUAGGAAUAAUUGCCGGUCUCGUUGUGAACGGUGCACGAAUUUUGGAAUUAGCUGCCGCAAAGGAUGGAAGAAUUACUACCAGAGGCGACGUUCAAUUACUUCCGGUUGGAAGCCUUUUGGAUCGGGCAGCUCCGUUACAGAGAAUGCAACAAACGCCUGCGUCCGGUUUUCCGGGUGUUAUGGACGAUCUCAUAUUUUCUGGCGCCGGAAGUGGUUGCGUCGCCGACGACGAGGACGUAGAAUGCACUCCGAUCUAUGAGCCUGGUUCCGGUAAGUACGACAUAAUAACGCCAGUUUACGUCGCCCCGACGAGGUCGCCGACGACCUACAGACCGAAACAUCACAAGGAAAACAUCCAAGAACGUCCUUCGUGCGACGACGAGGAGGACUGCGGAGAAGGAUCCGGCGAGCCCGUCACCACCGAGGAAAUCUUCGUCACUUCAGCAACUGAUUCCAGUUCAGUGGCGUACACGACAGCCCGCGAGUACACGACCAGCCACAUCAGCACGCAAACGUCUCCAGGCUCGCCGUCCACAUCGACCCGGGACAUCGUCACCGUUUCUCUCCAGUACAAUGUGUCAACCACAGACCUCGAAACCAGCCACGCCAGUAGCGUCGUGACGCCGAGAUCGACGAGCGUAACAACUCAGACGACCACCACAGAGAUGACGGACCCGCCACCGCCACCGCCACCCCCAAUGUAUCCUCCGAUGCCUACACCGCCAAAGAACAACAACAACAAUAAAAGGAUAACAUCAGAGGCAGCGGAGAACGCUGCUCUGAUAAUAGGUAUCAUAGCCGCGGCGUUGAUCGCGAUCGUUCUCAUCAUUUUGAUCAUCCUCAAGUUCAAGAAUCGUCCGGAAACCAGCUACAAGGUGGACGAGACGAAGAACUUCUGUCAAGAUCCAAACGCGGCACUGCUGGGUGCGACCUGUUCCGGGCAACCGUUCAACGGUGCCCUGAAAAACGGCGCGAACGGUAGCAAAACCAACAAGAAACGAGAACUGGUAGAUAUCAAAGAGUGGUACGUGUAGAGAUGGCCGGUCUUUGAGGUGCGCGUUUCGCACGCGUUCUUGAACCUCGUGCCAGGUGUCCAGAUAUAAAUACUCGACGAACCAGUGUGAGUCUCGCUUAGGUCCUUCGUCGGUGCUGUGUUAGUAAUUCCUGUCGGACCCGUUAAUGGUGUUGCUCGCGGACUAAUGGUCUGCUCCGGGAACAGUGAAACGCGGCUUCCGUUUCCUCAUGAAUUAUGGAGAACGGUUGUCGCUAGAUCAAAGUGAUUCUUCUUUGAGAUUGAGCAUAUCCGAUACCCUCGACGGAAGAGAUAAGGUUGAAAAGAGACGAUGUUAGGUAUUGGGUAUGGUUGAGACAAAACUGUCCGGAAAUAGGUAUGAUUAUGUGCUGCGUUGCGAUAUUCGGAAACGCAAACCGGGACGCGUAAUGUCCCGUUUUGCCCCCGUAACUGAUGCGCAUCAAACGAAGAUAAAUGGGACUCUUCGACGCUCCGGUUUAUUUCCAGCACUUUUCCGACGCGACCUCGUAGGCGACGAAAUCUAAAUCCUCGAAAUACGGUCGCAUCCUCCUGAAGAGGCGUCGCGAGAUCGUCAACUCUCGCAAUCAAGUGAAAUCAAACUUCUUCCUUGUUAUUAUCUAUUGUUAGUUGUGUAUUAUAUUCAUUGUAUAUGAAAGAUUUAUUAUCUUCUUUAGGUCACGUCGUCGCUGAAUCUUUCUUCUAAAUACAGUAAACUUUAGUUAUCUUGCCGGGAGCGGGACUGUAGGGGCGGAAAAUGGAAUUGGCAAUAUAUAAAGAAAGCGUUCGCAUUUGUCGUAUGUGGUAAUAUAGUGAGAGGCUAUAUAGCAAGUGGCAACGUAACGUCGUUUACUGUAUACAUACGAGCCGCGCCGUAUUUCGAGGAUCAAACGUGCUUUCGUUGAAACAUUUUUGCAUAGUCCAAUUAUAUGCGCGUAAGAAAGUGUUGGAACUAACAAUAAGGACGAAAGUAUCACACGAAUGAUGAUCCUAUCUAGCGUUUAAUGAAAUCAUUGUUGUAUAGAAGAAAAUGAAAUUCCCCCAAAGAAAUGACACACACAUACACACACACACACACACACACACACAGAAAUAAAUAUACAUACGCGAUAUUUAUCGAUUACGUUACGCGUGUAAAUUGUUUAUUAAAUUAUAGAUUUUAUUAACACAACAUGGAGGAGAAUUAAGUGUACAUGUUACGUGGGUGCAUGGUGGAGCGUGAAAGAGAGUCCGUGAGCGAACUGGAUAUGUGACACGUCGGUGUUAUUUAUUAAUCUUAAGGUAUAACACGUUCACGUGGAACGUGAGGUAAGGAUAAUUAAACCCGAUGAACGCUGUCGAGUAGUGACACGUAGACAUACGCAGAGAUGCUUACACGUAUACACAGGAUGUGAAACGCAAGUAUUGCCAAAAUGAAACGAGCUACCUUUGACCGGUACUUAACCCUUUCACGCCUCUGUAAUUCUAUUCGAUUCUGUGUUUUGUUCGAGGUUUCAUUUUGGAGAAAAUCGAGUUUGAAGAUUGAUCAAUUUUACUGUAUACGUAUGAAACAAGACACACCGGGUGCCCCAGGUUUUUCUCAACAAAAUACAGAAGCUUGUUUUAUAGGUAAUAAACAUUUUGUUAUGAACAAUUAAACAAAACUUUCAAUUUUUAUACAUUGUAUAUGGGGAGUUGUAAUAUAAUAGAUAUAGAUCUAUGGUCAUACAAAAUUCCCAGAAACUUCAAAGACCAUAUUUUGAAACGAGUAUCAUUACCAACUAAUAGUGAAUAAGCACAAUCAAACUUUCAUUUAUUAUCCAAUUUUUACAUAAUGAAUUUUGUUACCAAAAAUCUGGGACACCGCCAUUUUUUGUAUGAAUAUCUAAAAGUAAAAAAAUUACAAUUACAACGUUAGUCGUCGAAGGAAAGGGUGUAAAGGGUUAAUUAUACCGGCGAAUAUCCGAAGCUGUUUUUUUAUAGCUCCGUCUUCUACCUAUUACGAAAUUGUCUGGAGGCUUCCUUCAAAUUUUGAAACAAGGAUAAGCUUGCAUCCAACAGAGCUUCCUCUAAACCCGACGAAUACAAUUGUUAUAUAUUUUCGUAUCACUCUGCUCGAUGUAUCCUCUGAUUUCCAACGAGAGUCAAAAUUAAUGCUGAUUUUCUUCGCACGUAUCUUAUUUUAUCUUAAUUACACUUUUAUAUUUUAGUACCAUUUCUAAGAUUAAUUUCAACAAAACUAAAAAUUAAUAUUAAUGCUUUUAACACUUAAGUACUUAAAUACUUUAAAGUAUCAUACGAAACAAUGCUCCCAUCGAAUUAAUUGUUUACAAAAAUCCCAUAAUUUUCAUCUUGUAAACAAUAAUUUAUUAAUGUUAAACAUAUCAGAUACGCAUGGCGAAGAACAGCACUGAUUUAGACAGAAUAUCAGUUGAAUAUCAAAAUUGUACGCGUGUCUGCCUAGGUUAGAAUCUUCUUAUUGUUAUCACUAUUCCAAUGAUUGUUGCAAUGGAAAUCAGUCCUUAAAUUUUCUUCGAAGCAAAUACUCUUAUAGCUUUCAUUCUUGUUAAAAGAAUAAGGAGACUUAUACAUAUAUAAAUUUAUGGACAGCUGUGAUUUUAUUCAAAUCUUCAUAUAUAAAUUCUUCAUCUUCAAAGAAUUAUAAGCUUGCAAAUAUUUUAUAAUAUGCUUAGAAUUCGGUAUUCCUCGAACUAUCUAUUUUUAUGAACGUUUUCUAUAAAAAUUGGGGAAGAAAUUUGAAAAAGAGGAUAAGUUGAACAUAAGUUAAAAUUGAUAUAGCGUACGAAGGGUGAGACAAAUUUUAGGAGAUGAUUCUGGAGGUGAAAAUAAGACGAAAAUCAAGAAUGACAAAAUAACGUUCACGGCUUUGUUCUUUAGUUAUUAAUAUUGAAAAAUAUUAGUGAAAAGCGCCUGAAACCGGCAAUCUGUUGUACAGCAGCGACGAUUGAACGUCGUAUCAGAAGGGGCGUGUACAGUCACAGCCAACAAUCGUUAAAUAUUGGAAGCUCGCCAAGUGGGAUUUUAGUACUUAUUGGAUGUGACUGUAUUUUGAUUCCCAAAAUCAUCUCUUAAAAUUUGUCCCACCUAUUGUCGAACAUCCUGUAUAAGUUGUGUAUUACAAAUAGAAAAGGUAGAUUAGAGAUAAACUUCGAGGAACACCAUGCGUAAAUUCUUCAAAGAACUCGUAAAAAGUUUCUGCAAAAUUCUCGUAUCCGAUUUUGCUUCUCGUCAUUAAUUACAGAAAGUCUGACUCGAGACACAGGGCUCGCUAACGAGCGGAUUCGUUCCUCGUAAUCGUUGCAAUUCGCGACUCUACGUAACUUUUAUCACCGUUAGUUCGAUUAACACUUAAAAAUGAUCAAAGAUAAUGGUUCAAUUGCCGAAAUUACCGACUCGAACGAACCUCACCAGACACGCCGAUGAAAAUACUAUCAGACUCGAAUUAAUACUUAUAUCACUUUACCCGUCGUUCGAGCUUCUCUAUCUUGAAAUUUAAUAAGAAAUUCUUCCCUCUUUAAUGUACGCUUCGAUGGAAUUCGAAUAGCUUUCUAUAGAAAAUUAAAUACUUAAAUGCGCAGAUCAAUUACAGGAUGAAAAAUAUUAGGAGGAAAAAGAAUCGUUUCGAAGUACCGGCUCUCAGGGAAGCAUAAUUAAAGCGAUUCAAUCAAUGAAAAUUUCGUUAAGUCUGAACGAUCUAACACGCAUAUCAGAAUAAAAACUAUUCGACGAUCUCGUUAUGACCAAUGGAAGAAAUCGACGAAACGACGUUACAAAGAAGAGAUUAUGAUCGUGUGGUGUUCAAAGGUCACAAACGAAAUGAGACAAAGGAAUUCUUCAACAAAAAUUACGACAAAGGAAGACGUGUGAAAAUUUUUUUUUUUUUUCCUUUCCAAAUGUAUCGAACUCUGUAUUCUUAAUCGCACAAGAGCUUGAUGGAUCCACACGUAGAGUUUCGCCGAUUAAAAUUGAUGCCACGAGUGUUCGUCUCCAGGCGACUUUUUCGCUUUGUUUUCUCCUCGUUUUUCUAUCGAUCACUAGUUAUUAUAAUUACACACCGACGCUUCAAAUGAAAAUAAAUGGCACAAUAAUCUAUGAUCCUGGAUUUUGAAGUCUUCAUCCAUCGAGAAUCAUUCGUAGGCUAUAAAAGGAUAAGUCGAUGUGGAUUUUUUGUAAUAUUUACGUAACUAAAGUUGAGCGGGCAGUCUUAACGAUAUCGCUGUACACACGAUUCUGUUUAAUAUACGCCCUAUGAAAAAUCAGUGAAGUAUUAGAAACGGUUUUGCAAUUGUAAAAUCGAUGAAAGUAAAAAAUUGGUAUUCGUUAAGAAACCUUUGUCGUUUGUCUGCGUAGGAGAAAAAAUGAAACAUCUUUUAGUGUAACACUUGCUUAAUCAAAGUCUAGUUAUUAAAUAUUGAUAUUUAUUUUUCAUAUAUACUUGCAUUUCGUGUGAUGUCAUUAAACACUGUUGAUUGACUUUUAAAAAUAUUGAAUUAAUUCCUCUUCAAUGGAUAGAGAAGAGCCACGAAUUAUUCUUUCUUUUGUUUUGGAAAUUAAUUUUGCAACCCCAAUUUAUCCUAUAUUUCUUGUGUUUCUUGAAACAAUGUCCAAAAAAUAUUCAACCUUUUUUAUACUAUUUUUAUUUUCCAAAAUAAAGAAAAGUAAAAAAAGUUAUGCUGGAAAUACAAAAAGUGUUCAAAACGAAAGUUAAAUAGGGUACAAAAAUAAUUCUCUCCAAUAUUAAGUGGAAUAUUAAAAUAAUUGUCUAAAAUCUUCCAGGAAAAAAUUAAAUGAAAUAUAAUAAUUUUCCCUUUCGAUUCUCCACCAAAGUGUCUAUAAAAUCUCAUAUCUGUUAAGAAGAAAUAAUAUCAAAUUUUCUUAUUUAUAUCUACCCUCUUACUAACACGUACAUUAUUGGUCCCGCGAUAUCGCAUGCAAAUUGGAAUUAAUGUGAAGACCCAAAAAAACAAAUAACAUUUUUCAAGAAUAUAAAAAUAAUUGAUGAAUAAUUUUUCCAACUCGAUGGGUGACAACGAACGAAUAUUAUAAAAAAGAAACACGUGUUUACCUAUUUUUAUCCAAACGAGAAACGUGAACAUAUUGUUAUCACUGCCCUCCAAACUCUCUAUCUGCAUAUCCUUCGAUGUACUGACGACUAAUGUUUACACUAAAUUAAUUAACUUUUAAAUACGAUAUCUUACCGAGCAAAAAUGUUACUCUACUAAUUAACGUAACGCAUUAAAUCUUGAACUUAAGUGUGUCGCGGGUAACAUCCUACCAAAAACUAAACUAUGUACAUACAUACAUACAUAUACAUAUACGUAGUGCGGCAACGGAGAAAGUGUUAGCGAAAAGAAAACGAAAAAUCAGAAAAUAGAAGAAACCAAGUAACGUAAGUGUGUAUGAACGUGUACAGGCGAAAAACAGAAAGUCGAUUAAUACACAGAGAAAAAAUGAAAAGAAUAGGAAAAUAAGCUCACACAAUUGUAUCUAGAAGUUGCUAUAGCUAGAUGGAAUUAUAUUUUACAUUGUACAGUCUAUACGUAUGGACGCACUAAAACCUAUUAAAUUAAUAGAUAGUAAAAACAUGUUUGUGAAAAAAACGGAGAUGGAAGGAAAGCGAAUAAAAAAGCUGAAACGGUGUUAGCAAUAAACCUUUUGUGGAACUCUAGGAUCGACAGCUAAUCGCGGAUAUUUUUGUUCUUUAAUACGCUGUUUCUCGAUUUUUACAUCUAUGUAUAUUGGAGAUAUACAGGUAUUUGAAAUGUCGGCUUCGGGUUGGGUCGGAAGAUGUCGGGCAGUUUCGGAUGGCUACCUAAAUAUGUCGACCUCGAAUCGCGUUCAGGUCGGGUAGGCUCGGGUCGGGUCGGGUCGUAUCGGAAGAGGUCGGAUAGAUUUGAACGGAUAGCCGAUUUAUUGGGUUACCCUAUUAUAGGAAUCGAACCCGUCUGAUUUCUUCCGAGUCAAUCCGACCGACAAGAUACUCGACACACUCGAUUAUCCGCACACUCUUAAUAUACAUAUAUGUAUACGUGUGUGUACGUAUACUUGAAUUCGAGCGCGUAUAUCGAAAAAAUGAUAAGAAAAAGAAAAUGUAACCUGUCAUGAUAAGAAAACCGAUCAAAUUGAUUUAACUCGAUGCAUUUUUAAUGAACGGGAUACGAAUUUCGCUCUAUUACAUGCGAAAUAUGAAAUACGAGUGUAGUAUAAAAAAGUGAUGCAUUUAGAUUUUUUAUACGUCAAAGCGGAACCUCCUAUGCCGUUUCGUUAGAAUUCCGAAUUAAUAAACGCGCAAGUCUUCGAUACCAUACAACACGAUCCACGCAAACAAUUCGCAAUUUCUUUGAUUUUAUUCGCAUAGCAUUUUAUGUCAUACAGGACAUGAGUGGAAGGAACCAGAAAUAAAAUUUAAAUAAAGUGAAAGAAUGAAAAUACGUUGUACAACAUACACACAUAAUACACACACACCUACGCAUACAGAUGCAUACAAUAAGUAAUAUGGUAGUGCGCGCACAGACACGCAUUACAAAAUAUCUUGAACAAUUGGAAACAUGUAAAUACAUAGACAUAAUGUCGUAAUUACAAAAUUAUAUGAAUAAAGUAUUGAAAAUGUAUAUGAAA
Messenger RNA from Osmia lignaria (orchard mason bee), 13087 nucleotides. RefSeq names its product neurexin 1 (gene Nrx-1). NCBI's taxonomy places the organism in Eukaryota, Metazoa, Arthropoda, Insecta, Hymenoptera, Megachilidae. Gene Ontology annotation, molecular function: calcium ion binding. The record is from RefSeq and is a predicted model, not a curated record.